AUGGCCUGCGACCUACCCUCCACCAAGCAAACGCCUACGUUGGAUGUCGCCAUCGCAGAAUCAUUGCCAGGCAAACUGAAACUUUCCGAUGAUCCCGCAUUGCGAUUCAGUUCCGAAGACCGAGGGGACUAUAUUUGUCUGUUCGUGCUGGGAUGGCCGUAUAUUCUGUCUGUCCGCCUGAUCGAACUGCGUGGAAAGGAUUCGGAUGAUCGAGUCUCAUACACUGGAAAUCUUGUCGAAAACUGUGUGAAUGGCAAGAAGUCUAAGAGUACUCGAGCUGCGAUUGAGCUAAAUAUUGGCACUCAAGAUUAUGCAGAGCGCCUAUGGUGGACUUCAGUUCUUGCUGACUGGCAGACAAUACUUACCCGCAACGGCAGGGAGUAUCGUCCAAUAUGGGAGUUCCAUCUUCAGGAUACUUACUUCAUUCUCGCGCACGGUGUAGGCCUUCCACGCCCUGCGUGCCAGUCUCAACCCCCAACGUCCGAGGAAGCCCAGGAAUAUCUGUCCAACUUUGCACGGCUCAAUGACAUCUUUAACCAGCUCAUAAUUGGUCUAGCUUCUGUUAUGACCCUUCCGUCAUGCAAUAGGUGGGGAAAUCUUGCAAAGUAUCUUCCGAUGCUGAUGGAACCCACCAAAUCCUGUGUCUCUGGAAUCCCUCAUUUGAUAGCGCUCUCUUCUUUUCCAACAUAUAUCAGUUCAGGCUUGGCAAAUAGCUUCUGGGAGAAAGAUAUUCCCUGUAAUCUAGUCAGCGAGUGGCUCAACCCUGUCUUGAAGGAUAUAACCCCACUUCUGUUGCAGCAGAAAGACUACAAAGCAAUCAUUUGCGCUAUGUCUGAACGCAGACCGACAUUGGCGCCCCUUUGGAUGGGAUCGGCUGCCACGGGAACCCUACCGAGGGUGCUCAUUGAAGCAAAAGAAUUGACCCGGGUGUCGCCAGAACCAAUUGUUUGGACUGGAUCCUCACAAUGCUUCAUGGACCCACAAUUUUUCAGAAGUGUGCCUGUCCAGCGCGGCCCCGAUGGAAAAGAGAUGAUUCCCAGGGAGGAUGAAUUCCCACUACUCUAUUUACUCGAUACUGAGAGGGAAAAAGUCUUUAGAUCUCCCCCGGUGGUUCCAUCUCCUCCACUCGACCUAACGAGCGUUGAAAGUUGUUCCAUUAUGGAUCAGACGGUAUGUGAUACGGGGAUCUCUAAUGGAGGCCAGGGAGUAUCAACACAUCCAUCAGUCUUCGCAAUUUCGACAUCUUUCCCUAGGACAAAUGGGCUUCCAAGUGACCCAGAAUUCGAUAAAAGUCUGUCUCAGAACGCGACUUCGAAUGUCUUUGCGUGGCCGUGCCACACCGAGGGAACGAAGCCCGAAGAUAGGGCCCUUUGGAAGCAUGAAUGGCUCUCCUGGUUCCUCGAGGAUGAGGACUAA
This is a messenger RNA of Penicillium waksmanii, 1416 nucleotides long. RefSeq lists its product as uncharacterized. The record is from RefSeq and is a predicted model, not a curated record. Lineage: Eukaryota; Fungi; Ascomycota; Eurotiomycetes; Eurotiales; Aspergillaceae. The transcript has 2 exons. Bases 1 to 1416 code for a protein of 471 amino acids.